Molecule: messenger RNA, 1876 nt
Organism: Gossypium raimondii (Peruvian cotton)
Lineage: Eukaryota; Viridiplantae; Streptophyta; Magnoliopsida; Malvales; Malvaceae
Exons: 6
Coding region: 432-1511 (359 amino acids)
Biological process (GO): deoxyribonucleotide catabolic process
Molecular function (GO): 5'-nucleotidase activity
Source: RefSeq, a predicted model, not a curated record
GAAAAAAACAGAAAUUCGGCGGUCCCAAAGUCACCCAUCUCCUCUCAUUUUCGGCAUUUUCUUUAAUUGGUUUUAAGAAAAGCAGAGACGAGGUUCCAAAAUUUGUAAUUCAUUUACCUAUUAUUAUAAGUAAACAUCAUUUUAUGAAAUCCCUCAGAUUCUCCUAAUUUCUAGAUAUCCUUCAAUAAAUCCCUUCUUCUUUUAACAAUUUUCAAUUAUAAAUAGUUCACUAUCGCCGCGCUUUUCUUUUACUCCCUUUCUCCCUCCCCCAUUUUCCCUAAUCAAUUCAAACACUAGUCUCUCUCUUUUUUCUUUCAUUAAUUACUCGAUUUAUUUAACCAUUUCUUUUUCUUUUCUUUUCUUUUUGCUGCAAAAAUCAUUGUUAUUGUUUGCAUUUUCUGGGGGGAAGCUGGAAUGUGAAGACCUUCGUUAUGUUACAGAAGCAAAGCAGCAGUGUUCGUUUCUUCUUCAAUCAAAUCUCUAACCGUAACCGUAAGGGAAACGAUAUUUUCAUGGCGUUUUUGGCCCGUAACGACCCCUUUUUUUCCAGGCACCUUCACACGUCGCCCAAAGACCAGCGCCGUUGCUUCCAGUUCUUGGGCAAACUCGUGCCGCUCGAAAAUUACAAUGUCAGCCGCUGCGGCAGCGGCGGCGGUUUCAAGUUUAAUAAAGCGGCCUCUAGCUUAAAUUUGACUGUCAAAAGUUGUCUCAAUGAUUCGCCGAGAAAGUGGGAUCAGAAAGCACUCGCCUUCGCUUCCCAAUUGGCGCGCGAAUUAGAAAUCUCUAAACAUGAUGAACCCCAGAAAAGGGCGAAUACGGUGGCUGAUUCUCGUGGCUUGUCUCAAAGAGGGACUCUUGAUUUUCCCGACAAGCCGUUGCCUGAGAAAAUCGUGGUUGCUGUCGAUGUCGAUGAAGUACUGGGAAACUUUGUGUCGGCUUUGAAUAGAUUUAUAGCGGAUCGUUAUUCGUUAAAUCAUUCAGUUUCCGAGUACCAUGUUUACGAGUUUUUCAGGAUAUGGAACUGUUCUCGCGAUGAAGCUGAUAUCCGUGUCCAUGAGUUCUUCAAGACACCAUACUUCAAGAAUGGUAUCCAUCCACUCCCAGGCGCUCAGAGGGCGCUUCACAAGUUAUCUAGAUUCUGUAACCUUUCCGUUGUAACGUCUCGGCAGAAUGUGAUCAAGGACCAUACAAUAGAGUGGUUAGAGAAGCAUUAUCCCGGACUUUUUCAUGAGAUUCACUUUGGCAAUCAUUUUGCUCUUGAUGGUGAAUCUAGACCCAAGUCAGAGAUAUGCCGGUUGUUAGGAGCCAAGAUCCUAAUCGAUGAUAACCCUAGAUAUGCUAUUGAGUGUGCUCAAGUUGGAAUCAGGGUUCUGCUUUUUGACUACGAGAAUUCUUAUCCUUGGUGUAAGACGCAAUCAAUUGAUGAACAUCCUUUGGUGACUAAAGUGCAUAGCUGGGAAGAAGUGGAACAACAAAUAGCGUCUUGGAUCAUUAGUUCUACUAUCCUUUAAUAUGGUCUUUAUGGUCAGACUCCUACUUCACAGUUUUGUUAACUGUUUCUCAUACUCAAAAAUAUUUGAUAGUCCCGAAAAAUUUGAGCUUGUUAUUGUUCAGGGCAAAUCAGCCAUCUCCCAAAAUUGGGGACAUGGUUGUAUUGACAGAAACUGGAAGGAAUGUGAGUGGAAUAAUGCAUUAAUGUAAUUAGUAAUUCCGUAGAGUACGGAGGGUUCCACUGAAGAAGGAAAGUUUUCUUUUUAGCUAUCCUUUUGUCCAGUUUUAGGGGGAAAAAACAUUAGUGAGAUCCAAAUUGGGUGAAGUGACGUAUCAUUGAGUUGCUCAACUGGCUAUAAUAUCCAAAUUCAAGGUUCUUUUCCAA